UCCCGGAAGUGUCUCCAUGGCGACGGCGGCCGAGGCCUAGCGGGCCAGGAGAAGCCUGAUGGAGAAAUACGAGCGGAUUCGGGUGGUCGGAAGGGGCGCGUUCGGGAUCGUGCAUCUGUGCCUGCGGAAGAUGGACCAGAAGCUGGUCAUCCUGAAGCAGAUCCCCGUGGAGCAGAUGAGCAAGGACGAGCGGCUGGCGGCCCAGAAUGAGUGCCAGGUGCUGAAGCUGCUGCACCACCCGCACGUCAUCGAGUACUACGAGAACUUCCUGGAGGACAAGGCCCUGAUGAUUGCCAUGGAGUAUGCGCCAGGCGGGACGUUGGCAGAGUUCAUCCACAAGCGCGGCAACUCCCUGCUGGACGAGGAGACCAUCCUGCACUUCUUCGCCCAGAUCCUGCUGGCCCUGUUCCACGUGCACACCAGGCAGAUCCUCCACCGGGACCUGAAGACGCAGAACAUCCUCCUGGACGAGCGGCACGUGACCGUCAAGAUCGGCGACUUCGGCAUCUCCAAGAUCCUCAGCAGCAAGAGCAAGGCCUACACGGUGGUGGGCACGCCGUGCUACAUCUCCCCGGAGCUGUGUGAGGGCAAGCCCUACAACCAGAAGAGCGACAUCUGGGCCCUGGGCUGUGUGCUGUAUGAGCUCGCCAGCCUCAAGAGGGCCUUCGAGGCCGCAAACCUGCCGGCCCUGGUGCUGAAGAUCAUGAGCGGGACCUUCGCGCCCAUCUCCGACCGCUACAGCCCCGAGCUGCGCCAGCUCAUCCUCGGCCUGCUCCAGCUGGACCCCGCCAAGCGGCCGCGGCUGGACGAGAUCAUGGCCGAGGCCAUCUGCAUCCGGCCCCUGCUCAACCUGCACACCGACGUGGGCAGCGUCCGGAUGAGGAGGCCCGAGAAGCCGCUGGCCACCGUGCCGCCGGUCACCCACGGCAGGGCCGGGAGAGGCGCCCUCGGUGCAAGAGCAAGGGGCUCCCGCGCAGGCUCCGCCCGGCCCGGCAUGCUGCCCACCCCGUCGUCCAUCUACACCUGGGGGGGCGGGAUCUCCCUCCCCCUCCGCCUGCCCAUGCUGAACACGGAGGUGGUGCAGGUGUCCACCGGCAGGACCCAGAAGGCCGGCGUGACCAAGUCGGGGCGCCUGAUUGUGUGGGAGCCGCCCCCGGUCGGCACCACGGCGGGGCCUUCGCUCCCGGGGGCCACGGAGCAGCUGCACCCCCAGUUCGUCUGCCGCUUCCUGGAGGGCCAGUCCGGCGUGACGAUCAAGCACGUGGCCUGCGGGGACCUGUUCUCCGCCUGCUUAACAGACCGAGGCAUCGUCCUGACCUUCGGCAGCGGCAGCAGCGGCUGCUUGGGGCACGGGACAUACGUGGACGUGAGCCAGCCCAAGAUCGUGGAGGCCCUGCUGGGCUACGAGAUCGCCCAGGUGGCCUGCGGGGCCUCGCACGUGCUGGCCGUCUCCAACGAAGGGGAAGUCUUUGCCUGGGGGAGAGGCGACAACGGGCGCCUGGGGCUGGGCACGCAAGAGGCCCACAGCUCGCCGCAGCAGGUGCCGGUGCCCCCGGAGCACGAGGCACAGAAGGUCCUUUGCGGCAUCGAUGCCUCCAUGAUCCUGACGGCCAAGAACCGGAUCCUUGCCUGCGGGAGCAACAGGUAUAACAAGCUGGGCCUGGACGGGAUCCCGCCCCAGGGAGAGCCGGCGCCCGCGGAGCAGGUGGAGGAGGCGCUCGCGUUCAGCCCGGCCCGCUCGAGCCCCCUGAGCGAGGAGGCCGUCGUGUGGGCCGACAUCGGGACGGCCCAUUCCGCGGUCGUCACAGCCUCGGGCCAGUGCUACACCGUCGGCAGCAACCAGCACGGCCAGCUGGGCCCGCUCUCCUGCCGGGCCAGCCGGGCCCCCUACCUGGUCGAGGGGCUGCAGGGCGUCAGAGUCGUCAUGGUGGGCUGCGGAGACGCCUUCACCGUUGUCGUGGGGGCAGACGGCGAGGUGUGCAGCUGGGGGAAGAGCGCCCGGGGCCGCCUCGGGCGCAAGGACGAGGAGGCGCGCAGCCCCCGGCCCGUGCUGCUGGACGAGGCCCACCCCAGCCUGGUCGCCUCCGUCUCCUGCUGCCACGGGAGCACGCUGCUCGCCCUGAAACCCGCCGCCGAGGAGCCCGGAGCGCCGUGAGGGGCCCCCGCAGCCCCUCCGCCGGACCGCACCAGCCCCUUGCUGCCGUCCCCGUGGAGCGCCCGAGCGAGCAGGACCGGAUCCCGGCCCC
Messenger RNA from Varanus komodoensis (Komodo dragon), 2246 nucleotides. RefSeq names its product NIMA related kinase 8 (gene NEK8). Gene Ontology annotation, biological process: protein phosphorylation. The record is from RefSeq and is a predicted model, not a curated record. NCBI's taxonomy places the organism in Eukaryota, Metazoa, Chordata, Lepidosauria, Squamata, Varanidae. Gene Ontology annotation, molecular function: ATP binding; protein kinase activity.